Ustilago hordei is the source of this 288-nucleotide messenger RNA. Its product is annotated as related to PET191 - involved in assembly of cytochrome oxidase. Gene Ontology annotation, biological process: mitochondrial respiratory chain complex IV assembly. Lineage: Eukaryota; Fungi; Basidiomycota; Ustilaginomycetes; Ustilaginales; Ustilaginaceae. Bases 1 to 288 code for a protein of 95 amino acids. The transcript has 3 exons. Gene Ontology annotation, cellular component: mitochondrion. The record is from RefSeq and is a predicted model, not a curated record.
AUGGUCGGCUCUUGUCUACACAUCCGUCAAGAUCUCACCGAUUGCGUCCUCAAAACCGACUGCUAUCUCAAGCAAGGCAACUCGGCACAAGAAUGCAUCACAUCACAUAUGACCGAAUUGCCAUUGGAAUGCCAACAGCUCUACAAGUCCUUUGUUGAGUGUCGUCGUGGUAUGUUGGAUAUGAGGAAACGAUUUAGGGGCAAUGCACCGCCAGCAGCGGGAGGGAAUAAUGCCCCGGGUGGAACUAGUCAGGUUGAUCCUUCGACUGCUGGUCAAGGGUCGUCGUAG